Hydatigera taeniaeformis is the source of this 348-nucleotide messenger RNA. NCBI's taxonomy places the organism in Eukaryota, Metazoa, Platyhelminthes, Cestoda, Cyclophyllidea, Taeniidae. The record is from the annotation of a GenBank genome assembly.
AUGUCAGAAGGCGCUAACUCACCAACCUGCACCAACACGCACGUCAUUUACAACGGAUCACGAGACACACCGCGUGCAGCAACACGUGCCAGUGGUCAAUUCCGCGACUACCAUCCACCGGAGAACGAGAUGCUACCGCUACCAAUACUGAUUCUCCUUAUUCUAUUCCGAAACGUCAUUCUGCCUACGAUUCGGCUUAUUCUGAAGUCGUCUCCGUUGGUUCACUUUGUUCUUUCACUGUGUUCCCUUUUAGUUCUGCAUCACCUCUUCCCACGUACUGCAAACAAGCCGAAUGGACGAUGCUAUCGCGGCGGCAACGCCUUCUACAUUCAGCCUUAUGGUGAGUAA